CGACCAGACACCCAGCCACGAUGGCAGGAGGCGCUCUUUCAAAACACGUGCUGAGACACAGGAGAUUUGCCUUGCCAUAUAUUUUCUUGCAGCCUCUUGAUCACAGUACUGUGAAGUGGCCUGCAGACACAUGGCAGCGAGCAGUGUAUGGUUUGAACAGCUUAAAGUGGCCUGCAGACACAUGGCAGCGAGCAGUGUAUGGUUUGAACAGCUUAAAGUGGCCUGCAGACACAUGGCAGCGAGCAGUGUAUGGUUUGAACAGCUUAAAUUGUCUGCAAACACAUGGCAGUGAGCAGUGUUAUGGUUUGAACAGCUUUAAGUGGCCUGCAGACACAUGGCAGCGAGCAGUGUAUGGUUUGAACAGCUUAAAGUAAGUAAUCAGACCUCUAUUUUAGUAUUCAGUUUAUUUGCAAUAGUGUUUUUUCUUACAAUAUUAGGAAUUACUGAAUUUAUUUUUUUUUACUAGCCCUAGGAAAAAUGGAAUAUGCCUUACAUAGAUUAUUGAAAUUCUUAUGCA
Penaeus monodon (black tiger shrimp) is the source of this 517-nucleotide messenger RNA. RefSeq lists its product as uncharacterized. Lineage: Eukaryota; Metazoa; Arthropoda; Malacostraca; Decapoda; Penaeidae. The coding region runs from base 21 to 374 and encodes 117 amino acids. The record is from RefSeq and is a predicted model, not a curated record. The transcript has 7 exons.